This is a messenger RNA of Drosophila novamexicana, 3031 nucleotides long. RefSeq names its product 26S proteasome non-ATPase regulatory subunit 2 (gene Rpn1). Bases 123 to 2870 code for a protein of 915 amino acids. Gene Ontology annotation, biological process: regulation of protein catabolic process; proteasome-mediated ubiquitin-dependent protein catabolic process. Lineage: Eukaryota; Metazoa; Arthropoda; Insecta; Diptera; Drosophilidae. The record is from RefSeq and is a predicted model, not a curated record. Gene Ontology annotation, molecular function: enzyme regulator activity. The transcript is spliced from 2 exons. Gene Ontology annotation, cellular component: proteasome storage granule; proteasome complex; proteasome regulatory particle, base subcomplex.
CUGCUUAGUAGUAAAGAAAAGAAAACGAGAAUAAGCGGAGAAAAGUGAACGCCGCAUUAUUGAAAAAUACAUUUUUUAUAUUUAUAAAUUCAACAAAGGGCCCCAGACGCGCAACGCACAGCAUGACUGGUGAAACCAAGCUGGAGAAAAAGCCACUUGGCGAUGCCAAGGAAACCAAAGGCAAGGCCCAAGAUGCUGGCAAGGCCAAAAAGGAUGAAAAGGAGCAGCAGCCAGAGCUAUCCGACGAGGAUCAACAGCUGCAGGAGGAGCUGGAGAUGUUGGUACUGCGCCUGCAGGAAAAGGACAAGAAAUUGUAUCAGCCAGCAUUGGAGAUGAUGGCCAAGCUGAUACGCGCAUCGACCACGUCGAUGACAUCGGUGCCAAAGCCACUGAAAUUCAUGCGUCCCCAUUACGAAACCAUGAAAACGGUGUACAAGCACAUGCCCGAUGAGCGCUCGCGCCAGCUGUGCGCCGACAUCAUCUCGGUGCUGUCCAUGACCAUGGGCAGCGGCAAAGAUUGCCUGGCCUAUCGUUUCCUCUGCGAUCGCACGCAGACCAUCGGCGACUGGGGUCACGAGUAUGUAAGGCAUUUGUCGGGCGAGAUAUCGGCCCACUAUCACGACACUACGGGUGAGUUUCGCACCCAGCUAAUCGAGCUGGUCAAGCAGAUAAUUCCGUACAAUAUGGAGCACAAUGCGGAGGCAGAUGCCUGCGAUUUGCUGAUUGAGAUCGAUCAUUUGCAUUUGCUGGCCGAAUAUGUGGACGAGUCGGCCUAUCCGCGCGUCUGCCUCUAUCUGCAGUCCUGCUAUCCGUAUGUGCCCGAGCCGGACAAUACCAUCAUACUGGAGACGGCCCUGCAGCUGGCCCGCAAGUUCCAUCAGCAUACGCAGGCGAUGCGGCUGGCGCUGAUGCUUAACGAUAUGGGCAAGAUUGGCGACAUAUUCAAGGAGCCCAAGGAGCCGGCCAUGCAGAAGCAGCUCGCCUUUAUGCUGGCCCGCCAGCAGGUGUGCCUGGACCUGGACGAGUCGCUAUCGGACUAUGAUGAUCUGAUGGAGAUUAUGUCCAAUGCCAAUUUGAAUAAGCAUUUCUUGAAUCUGGCCCGUGAACUGGACAUCAUGGAGCCAAAGACGCCCGAAGAUAUUUACAAGUCGCAUUUGGACAAUUCACGCUCGCGCUUUGCAUCCAUCCAGGUGGACUCGGCCAAGCAGAAUUUGGCCGCCAGCUUUGUCAAUGGCUUUGUAAAUGCGGGCUUCGGCGUGGACAAGCUGCUCUCGGAGGAUGGCAACAAAUGGCUGUACAAGAACAAGGAGCAUGGCAUGCUCUCGGCCACCGCCUCCCUGGGCCUGAUUCUGCUUUGGGAUGUCGACGGUGGCUUGACCAUGAUUGACAAAUAUCUGUACUCCACCGACGACAACAUCAAGUCGGGUGCCUUGCUGGCCUGCGGCAUUGUCAACUGCGGCAUACGCAACGAGGUGGAUCCGGCUCACGCCCUGCUUUCUGACUAUAUUGAUAAUCAGAAUACGUGCAUGCGCAUUGGUGCCAUUCUGGGCCUGGGCAUUGCCUAUGCUGGCUCCAAUCGCGCCAUUGUCAUCGAUACGCUGAAAACGAUCUUCGCCAGCAAUGGCAAGACGGCUGCCAGUGUCGAGAUUCUGGGCAUAACUGCUCUGUCGCUGGGUCUGAUAAGCGUUGGCUCCUGCAAUGCUGAGAUUACGGAGAUCUUGCUGCAGACCAUCAUGGGUCUAACCAAGACGGAUCUGAAGGAUACCUAUACGCGUUUCCUCUGGCUGGGCCUGGGACUGCUCUACUUGGGACGCCAGAAGUCCACUGAGGCUGUCAUGAUGACCCUGGAAGUGCUCGAGGAGCCGUAUCGCAGCAUGGCCACCACCAUGGUGGAUAUCUGCGCCUAUGCUGGCACUGGCAAUGUGCUCAAAAUUCAACAGCUGCUUCACAUUUGCUCCGAUCACUAUGAGACCGCCAACGCCGACGAAGAGAAGGAGAAGGGCAAGAAGGACAAGAGCAAGGAGAAGGAAAAGGAUAAGGAAAAGGAGAAGGAGAAGGAAAAGGAGCGCGAAAAAGAUCUGUCGGCCACACAAUCGAUAGCUGUCCUGGGCAUUGCACUCAUCGCCAUGGGCGAGGACAUUGGCGCCGAGAUGGCGUAUCGUUCGUUUGGCAAUCUGCUGCGCUACUGCGAACCGGCCAUUAGGCGUGCCGUACCGCUGGCUUUGGGUCUGAUAUCGGCCUCCAAUCCCAAGCUGAACAUACUGGACACGUUGAGCAAGUUCUCGCACGACAGCGACGCUGAGGUGGCGCACAAUGCCAUCUUUGCCAUGGGCCUGGUGGGCGCGGGCACCAAUAAUGCGCGUCUCGCCUCGAUGCUGCGCCAGUUGGCCCAGUAUCACUCGAAGGAUCCGAGCAAUCUGUUUAUGGUGCGCAUUGCCCAGAGUCUGACGCAUUUGGGCAAGGGCACACUGUCGCUUAGUCCCUAUCACAGUGAUCGCCAGCUGAUGAAUCCCAUGGCUGUUGCUGGUUUAAUGGCCACAUUGGUGUCGCUUCUUGAUGUCAAGAAUCUAAUCCUGAAUCGUUCCCACUAUCUAUUGUACACCCUGGUGCCGGCCAUGCAGGCACGGAUGCUCAUCACAUUCGAUGAGGAUCUCAGUCAGCUGCAGGUGCCGGUCCGUGUGGGCAUUGCCAUCGAUGUCGUUGGCCAGGCGGGCAAACCGAAGACCAUAACCGGCUUUCAGACGCACACCACGCCUGUGUUGCUGGCAAUUGGGGAGCGCGCCGAGCUGGCCACCGAUGAGUACAUCUCGCUAACACCUGUCAUGGAAGGAUUUGUUAUAUUGAAGAAGAAUCCUAAUUUUGUCAAGUAGUCGCUUCUAUUAAUUAAGGCUAUGUAAAGUUAUGUCGCCCGAUUAACAAACAAACCCAAAAUUAAACCUAACCGAAAAAUAAAUGGUCGUCUCUUCAUUGGCAAUUAACGCAUAUGUCAUAAAUAAAUAAAAAUCUAAAUAUAUUUACUUACGUAUUAAAA